AUGGUAUUCAUCCACGCCACAGUACCCAAUGGGCCGUUCAUCAACAAGGAAGAUUCUUGCCGAGAUAUCACAACUGCCUGUAUUGCGCAGUUGACACAGAGCUUGGCUCUGGCCGACGAAGCCUUGGAACUCCAGCAGCAUCUUUAUUGUGUUGCACAGGGUUUCUACGGACUCCUUCCCUACGCUGAUGAAUACUGGAUUGAGCACCUACUGGAGUACCUUGAGCUCAGUCAAGGGUUCUGCACACCCGAUUCUUCGAGAAUACAAGGACAACUCAAGGCGCUUGCUAGAAAUUGGAUCGACCUGGUGGGAGAAGAGUCCACGCGAACCUCCAAUGCGGAAAGCCCCGAUUCUCGUUUGCAUUGGUUCGAAAGCCUCCCCUCAACGAGAGCACUAAUUCAGGAAGCCCUCGAACUCCGCAAAGCAACAAAGGAGUCGGUUGAGAAGAUGCCAUCCUUCACCUCCUCUACCAUCGAUUCCUCGGCAGAUUUCUCAUACACUGGGCCAGCCGAGCAGACGUCCCAGGCGAAGCAACAACAGCUACCGGGAAUGUCAGGAACGGGAAGUCUUCCUGACAUUCCCGCUCAUAUGAUUCAAGUGACGCCGACCGACAUCAUGAACGCUCGCAAAGCGAACCCUAAGAUUGCGAGCCUCACAGACAAUCAGUUACGAGACUUUAUUAUCCAGAUCAAGAAACGGCAGAUGGCCGCGGCUAUGCAGAAGGAAAUGGCCAUGCAGAGGGAAGUGGCCUUGCAGCAAGUAAAGAGACAGAUGAUAAUGGAGCCUGAAAAAUAG
This is a messenger RNA of Colletotrichum costaricense, 795 nucleotides long. RefSeq lists its product as uncharacterized. NCBI's taxonomy places the organism in Eukaryota, Fungi, Ascomycota, Sordariomycetes, Glomerellales, Glomerellaceae. The record is from RefSeq and is a predicted model, not a curated record. The transcript is spliced from 4 exons. The coding region runs from base 1 to 795 and encodes 264 amino acids.